This is a messenger RNA of Theobroma umbraticum, 3419 nucleotides long. The record is from RefSeq and is a predicted model, not a curated record. NCBI's taxonomy places the organism in Eukaryota, Viridiplantae, Streptophyta, Magnoliopsida, Malvales, Malvaceae.
GAGUUGAAACCAAGCGACCAGCUAUGUAAGGUUCUUAGAUUCCGGCAUUUACCGAUUCCCAACUCAAAUGCCGUCUUCAUCGACCCGGUUAGCGUGUUCAACCGAUUCUACUCCCGGUUUAAGGUAUCUCCUUCUGUCUGCUACUCCCGUUUCUUUGAAUCCAAACACCCCACUCGAGAAUCCGCUCUCUCCUCCAAUCCAAAGAAACGGAAACGAAAACCGAAGAAACAACCUCACUCCCUCCAUGAAAAAGAACAAGCCGCCGAUCAACGCCACUAGGAGGCGAGGCCUGUGUUGUUAAAGGCGCAUGAACUUUUACUUGGAGCGGCUGAUUUUUCAGCGAUUAUGAGCAAAUUCAGGAGCGAGUUUUGUUCUUCGACGGAAUUAUGCGGCGGCGAAGAACAUUCGUUCAUUGAGCUUGGAAGAGUGUGGCAAGCUCCUUUACAAGAUACAACUCUCGAUUUUAAACUUAAUCGGUUGACAAACGACAGUGAAAAUGGAGGUUUGGUUCACUGAUUUAAUGAUUAAAGUAAAGUGUUAUUCCCUUUUUUCAUUAUCAGAGAGAGAUGUUUUAACAGAAAUUUCCAGUUCAUGUCAUUUGGCUAUAAUAAUAUCGAAUAAUAAAUAACGUUUCAAGUGAUUUUGGAUUAUAAAAUGUAUGGCACUGUAUGAAUAUUAUAUAUCAAGUAUAAAUUUUUUUUAACGUUGUUACUCCUAUGAUUACAUGUACACAAGGAAGAACAAUGAUGGCAUUGUUCGGGAAGUGGAAGACUGUAUCAUUAUUUAGUGGACUUUUGGCCAUGAUCACACAGGAUUAAAAUAAGUUUGAGAUUUUUUAGUUGAAGGAGGAUUGCAGCCACGUGCGAAAACUAGCAGUUCAUGGAUUCUUCUUGGAUAAUCUGCCGACCUUUGAGGUCAGAAUUCAGCCCGACGAGGGAUGACUAAAGGUAAGAAAUCCCUUUCAAGCACGUAAAAUAGGCUUUGAAUUGAACCACCUCGGACUCCCCUGCUGGUCUAUAUAGGCGUGGCAAAUUUGACUUCUCAUGUCAAGUUCCUCCUCCUUAUCUAUUUGCGCCACCAAAAAGUCGAAUCCAAAAACAAAGGCCUACCUUUCCAACAUUCACUUGCAAGGAAAUGUUUGCCUUAACAUUCUUCGCGCAGACUGGAAGCCAGUUUUAAACAUAAACACCAUCAUUUAUGGUUUAUAUCACCUAUUCACGGUGUAUAUAUAUCCUUCUUUCACCUGUAAAAAGCUGUUGAUUUGAUCCUUAAUUGAUUAAACUACCUGUAAUUGUGCAUGUUUGAACAAGGAGCGACCCAAUCAUGGAGAUCCCCUGAAUAAGGAUGCAGCUGCAUUGUUGAAGGCUAAUCCAGAAAAGUUCGAAGCCAAUGUGAAAGAGGGUAUUAGCUGGUGGGUAUGUUGGAGGAGCCUAUUUCCAUGGAUGUACAUGAACAUCCAAUCUGUAAGCAGCAGGAACAGAGUAAAACAAGUGACGUGGUGACGGUUGUUAUAUUUAAUUUUUAAUUUUUAUACUAUUAUAUAUAUAAUAUAUAUAUCCUUAUAAUUAUCAUUUAAUCACUUUUUAUUUAAAAUCCUGAGUCACAAGACGUAAUUGGAUUCAUUUUCUUCGUUGUUUUUAAAGUUAGAACUGGAAUGAUUGAUCAGCUGGAGAAGAGGUUAUGAAAUUGGCUAAGAAGGAAUCCACUGAUGUUAAGACCCUUCUACGAGACCGGAUAAAACUGAUGAGAUGAUAAUCUGUCUGACACGCUCAUAUCCGGUGUGGGUCCCAUAACGACUUGGUCCCACCUGCCUUUUGUACAAAAAUUAUUUGGUCAUUACUCGUAACGUACGUGGAACUUUCACGCGCCCACCCCCUUCGCACUUUUUUCCCGCCUCCCCAGCGAAGGAAAAGCGUAUUCCUCGUGAGCCUCUGCACUGCCCUUUCCUUCCUUCUUUCCUUCUCGUUUUUUUAGUGAUCCUCUACGUCGCACCCAACGCUCCCCAAAUCUGCACCGUCGCCGCUGCUGGUAGAGUCAGAGAGAUGACGUCAGAUGGUGCGACGUCGACCCCGGCGCCGAGGAGGAAGCCGUCGUGGAGGGAGAGAGAGAAUAAUAGGAGAAGAGAGAGGAGGAGGAGAGCUAUUGCUGCUAAGAUAUAUACUGGGCUUAGAGCUCAAGGAAAUUACAAUUUGCAGCACUGUGAUAACAAUGAGGUUCUGAAAGCUCUUUGUACAGAGGCUGGUUGGGUCGUUGAAGAAGAUGGCACUACUUAUCGGAAGGGAUGUAAGCCACCUCCAAUUGAUAUACCAGGCAGUUCAGCUAAAAUUACUCCAUUUUCUUCGCAAAAUCCGAGUCCACUAUCUUCUGCCUUUCCAAGUCCAAUUCCUUCCUGUCAAGUCAGUCCUUCCUCCUCUUCCUUCCCUAGUCCAACUAGGCUUGAUGCUAAUAACCCGUCUAGUCUCCUUCCAUUCCUUCGAAGUGCCAUUCCUUCAUCUUUGCCUCCUCUCAGAAUCUCGAACAGUGCCCCUGUGACGCCGCCGCUUUCAUCUCCAACUUCAAGAAACCCUAAGCCAAUUCCCAACUGGGAAGCCAUUGCUAAAGAGUCCAUGGCCUCUUUUAACUACCCUUUUUAUGCUGUAUCUGCUCCAGCUAGUCCAACCCACCGUCAUUUUCAUGCUCCCACUAUACCUGAGUGCGAUGAAUCUGAUACAUCCACUGUUGAAUCCGGUCAGUGGAUAAGCUUUCAAAAGUUUGCACCUUCUACAUCUCAAAUGCCGACUUCUCCAACAUUUAACCUUGUGAAACCUGUGGUUCCACAAAGUUUGCCCAAUGAUUUAAUCAUGGAGAAAGGGCGAGGUUCGGAGUUUCAGUUUGAGAGUGGACAGGUGAAGCCGUGGGAAGGAGAGAGGAUUCAUGAAGUAGGACUGGAUGAUCUGGAGCUCACGCUUGGAAGCGGGAAGGCUCGGUGUUAAACUAAGUGAGGCUAACAGUCAAAAUGUUGUUCUGAAAGUACGUUAAAACAGAAUAAAAAGCUGUUUUGCUCAUUCCCGGUUCACACAGUCAGAUAUCCAAGGGCAUUCUCAGUUCGGUUGUCUCAUCUAUUCAAUGAAAAGUGGACAUCUUAAACCAAAGGUGGGAGGAGUUACAUUUUCAUCUGCGACUGUUCCUUUUUUUUUUUUUUUGCCCUUUUUCAGUCAGUUGAUGCUCACAUUCCCUGGUUGAAUUGUUAGGGAAUUGGGUUGUUUUUACAAGCAUUACCUGUAGAUACUGUGGGAUCUUUCUGGUUGUGAUAGAGUUCGUUUAAUCUUUCCUUUAGGCUUUGUAGGUUUGGGUAAAACCUCACAGAAUUAAAUUAUUUUUAGUGGUUUGUAUUGUUAAUGGAUGUAUCAUGUUGUUAAGCAAAUUUUUCUUUCUAUUCA